Molecule: messenger RNA, 650 nt
Organism: Corylus avellana
Lineage: Eukaryota; Viridiplantae; Streptophyta; Magnoliopsida; Fagales; Betulaceae
Source: RefSeq, a predicted model, not a curated record
UGGAGGCCGGUGAAAUUGCAGGUGGUGGCGCGUGGGUUAAGUUGAUUAAAAAAAACAAACGGAGAGGAGGAGGAGGGGCGGUAGACGGAGGGGGGACCUCCCUCCUCCUCACCGGUGGACGCUCUCUUGUGAAGAUAAAAACACUCACGGAGAGAGGGGAGCUCACUGGAGGAGGUGAGAGAGAGAGACGAGCUCCAUAAUUUGGGAAAUUGCAGUUGCGUUGAAUAAUGGUUUAUUUACUUCUGAGCCAGCGAAAUUUUGGAUUUUUCCAUCUUCUGUUCAUGCAUAUAUUUCUUAAAGGGCAGGAUCUCGAUGGUGUGCUUCCACCUUCCCUGGCGAAGCUUCCCUACCUAAAGACGAUUGACCUCACUCGAAACUAUCUCACUGGUACAAUUCCACCCGAAUGGGCUUCUACAAAGUUGAAAUUCCUGUCCGUUACUGUAAACAAGUUAUCAGGGCCAAUCCCAAGCUACCUAGGAAACAUUACCACUCUUGUAUACAUGAGCAUAGAGAACAAUCUGUUUUCUGGAAUUGUUCCCCCUGAGCUUGGGAGUUUGGUUAACCUGGAGAAUCUUAUUCUUAGUGCUAACAAUCUCACUGGAGAGUUGCCAAAAUCUCUCACUAAUCUAACCAAAUUAAUGGAACUGUAA